AUGGAGACUCUUUCGGUCUUCCUUGAUGUUCCGUUAGUCAAAGCAACGCUUCCCUUGGAUGCCUACAGGGCAGAUCCUUCACCCCAAAAGGUGUGCCUUGGCCAUGCAGGCUGCCAGACAGAUGCGGAUGAAGUCUGGAUCCCACCAGUCGUGAAACAAAUCCUGCUUCAAAUCCCUCAGGACCCAACACUGGACCACGAAUACCUCCCAGAGCUCGGGGUUUUGGAAUUCACCAGAGCAGCCAUGGAGCUAGCGAUUGGCAAGGACAGCCGUGCCCUCUUAGACAACCGGGCAGGUGGUGUUCAAACAAUAGGUGGGACCGGCGCUGUGUGGAUUGGAGCCGAAUUUCUUCGCCGUUGGUACAACUACUACUUGGCUUCAGCAACUGUUUUGAUUGCCACACCACACCUGGACAAUCUCGGUUGUAUAUUCCAAGUCGCUGGCUUUACAGACAUUCGUACUUACCAUUACUGGGAUCCCGUCAAAUUGACUGUCGAUACAGAAGGGUUCCUGGGGGAGCUGGAGGGUGCGCCAGAAGGCUCCGUUGUGUUCCUGCAUGCUCCUGAAGAAACUGGCCUGACACCCAAACAGUGGACAGAAGUUGCAGAAGUGAUGGAGAAAAGGCACCUCUUCCCCUUUUUUGACAUUGCAGCUCAAGGACUGGCUUCAGGCAACUUGGACAGGGAUGCUUGGGCAUUGCAGCACUUUGUGGGGAAAGGUUUUGAGCUUUUGUGCGCCCAGUCUUUUUCUAAAAUCUUUGGCUUAUAUGAUGAGAGGGUGGGAAACCUCAUUGUGGUGACGAAAGACAAUCAGACACUGAUCAGAAUCCAAUCCCAGCUGGCCAAGCAAAUACGCAUGACGUGGUUUGGGCCCACCAGCUUGGGGGCACGGGUCAUAGCAAUGGUGCUGACCAGCCCUGCUCUGCUAUAUGAGUGGAAACAGAGUCUGCUGUCACUAGUAAAGAGGAUUAUGCUGAUCAGAGAAAAACUGAAGGAGAAGCUGCGUAUCCUGGGGACACCAGGUUCUUGGGAGCAUCUUACAGCCCAGUCAGGAGUAUAUAGCUUCAUUGGGCUCCUUCCUUCCCAAGUGGAGUUCCUAGCGAAGCAUAAACACAUCUACCUCCUUGCAAACAAGCAGAUCAACAUCUGCAGCAUUAACUCAAAGAACCUGGACUAUGUUGCACAGAGCAUCCAUGAAGCAAUUGUGACCACACUCUUUCAAGAACACCAAAGUGAGAACAAGGAAAAGUCAACUGAGGCCCAUCCCAGAGUCCAAUGGAGCCCGUCUGAAUAA
Rhineura floridana is the source of this 1293-nucleotide messenger RNA. It is a transcript of the gene GOT1L1, whose product is annotated as glutamic-oxaloacetic transaminase 1 like 1. The transcript is spliced from 9 exons. Gene Ontology annotation, biological process: L-aspartate biosynthetic process. Gene Ontology annotation, molecular function: pyridoxal phosphate binding; L-aspartate:2-oxoglutarate transaminase activity. Gene Ontology annotation, cellular component: cytosol. Lineage: Eukaryota; Metazoa; Chordata; Lepidosauria; Squamata; Rhineuridae. Bases 1 to 1293 code for a protein of 430 amino acids. The record is from RefSeq and is a predicted model, not a curated record.